This is a messenger RNA of Pimephales promelas (fathead minnow), 7676 nucleotides long. NCBI's taxonomy places the organism in Eukaryota, Metazoa, Chordata, Actinopteri, Cypriniformes, Leuciscidae. The record is from RefSeq and is a predicted model, not a curated record.
ACGCGCUCGGCUCCACGCUGCUGUGACUGGAGCAGAGCGUGGACUACACUAAUUGACCUGACCUCUUUUGGUUUUAACCUUUAAAGAAAACAUCGUCACCAGCCAAUGAGCGUCUUCUACAUCAGGACAGCAUGGUUUUUGGCCUAGACAGAGAUAUCUAAAAUCGCAUAUAUUUAACAUUACUCCGCAUCCGGGUGAACAUCAUCUUGAGCAGCGUGGUUUUCACGUGGGCAUUUCGGCGAAAAGGAGAAAACAUACGCAUUACGCACCUCUGGGUAGCCACUUCGGUUCAAAAACUUUUAAGCGAUAGAUAUUCGCUGAGAUUCGUUUUUGCUUUUAGAAGAACUAGUAACACUCAGCCAUGUCGGAGAAAAGUGCAUCUCUAGUAUUGGAGGACGGGACAGCAUUUAAAGGCCGUCUGUUCGGUGCCGUAUCCUCAGUGUCUGGUGAAGUUGUUUUCCAGACAGGAAUGGUGGGUUACCCAGAGGCUCUCACAGAUCCCUCUUACAAGUCUCAAAUACUUACUCUGACGUACCCGUUGAUUGGCAAUUAUGGUGUUCCUGAAGAUGAGGAUGGAGAGUUUGGACUGAGCAAGUGGUUUGAAUCUUCCAGAAUCCAUGCCGCUGCUCUCAUUGUUGGGGAGGUGUCAAAGAAUCCCAGUCACUGGAGCUCCGCCAAGUCUCUGGAUAAGUGGCUGCAAGAGCAAGGCAUCCCUGGACUCGAAGGGGUUGACACUCGAAGCUUGACCAAAAAGAUCAGAGAAAAGGGAACCAUGUUGGGGAAACUUGUGGUGGAAGGAACUUCAGACCACAACAUUCCGUUUGACAAUCCGGACACCCGCAACCUUGUUAAAGAAGUUUCCAUGAAAGAACCAAAAGUUUUUAAUCCAGAGGGAACAGUGAGAAUCACUGCCAUAGACUGUGGCAUAAAAUACAACCAGAUCCGUUGCUUGUGCCAGAGAGGUGCCCGGGUCACCGUUGUCCCCUGGGAUCAUCAUCUGGACUGCAAUGACUUUGAUGGGUUGUUCAUCAGCAAUGGCCCUGGCAAUCCAGAGUACUGUAAGGAGACUGUAGAGAACAUACGGAAGGUGGUAUGUGUGGAGAGUCCCAAACCUGUCUUUGGGAUUUGUCUGGGCCAUCAGCUGCUGUCUUUGGUCAUUGGUGCAAAAACGUAUAAAAUGAAGUAUGGUAAUCGUGGCCAUAACCAGCCCUGCAUCCAUAAAGGAACAAAUCGCUGUUUCAUCACGUCUCAGAAUCAUGGGUUUGCUGUGGAUCCCCAAACUCUCCCAGAAGACUGGGAUGUGCUCUUCACCAACGCCAAUGACCAAACCAGUGAGGGAAUUGUUCAUAACCACAAACCACUCUUCAGUGUCCAGUUCCAUCCUGAACACAUGGCGGGUCCCACAGACCUUAUUAGUCUCUUUGAUGUGUUUCUGGAUGCAGUCAAAGAUGCAAAAGAUGGCAAAGCUGGAAAAUCAGUUAAGCAAAGGCUAACAGAGCACCUCACUUACCCUGGAUCUCCUGACCCGGAAGCGUUUGUUCGGCCUCGUAAAGUUCUGGUUCUUGGUUCAGGAGGGCUUUCCAUUGGACAGGCUGGAGAGUUUGACUAUUCUGGGUCUCAAGCUAUAAAAGCUCUAAAAGAGGAAAACAUCCAAACCAUUCUUAUAAACCCAAACAUUGCCACAGUACAAACCUCAAAGGGCCUGGCAGACAAAGUCUACUUCCUCCCGAUCACACCAGAAUAUGUCACGCAGGUGAUAAAAAACGAGCGUCCAGAUGGAGUGUUGCUCACAUUCGGAGGUCAGACGGCUUUGAACUGUGGUGUGGAGCUCACCAAGCAAGGAGUGCUGGAACAAUACAAAGUGCGUGUGCUUGGAACCCAAGUAGCCUCCAUAGAGAUGACUGAAGACAGGAAGAUCUUUGUGGAGAAGAUGGAGGAAAUCAAUGAGCAUGUUGCCCCCAGUGAAGCGGCCAUGUCUGUUGAACAGGCAGUGGCUGCUGCUGAAAGACUCUCCUAUCCUGUCCUGGUCCGUUCUGCGUUUGCCCUGGGUGGACUGGGUUCAGGCUUUGCCAAUAAUAGAGAUGAAAUGAUCACGUUAGUUACCCAGGCCUUUGCUCACACAUCACAAGUCCUGGUUGACAAAUCGCUUAAAGGCUGGAAGGAAAUUGAGUAUGAAGUGGUGCGGGACGCCUAUGACAAUUGUGUUACGGUAUGCAACAUGGAGAAUGUCGAUCCUCUAGGAAUUCACACCGGGGAGUCAAUAGUGGUGGCUCCUAGUCAGACACUGAACGACUAUGAAUAUAAUAUGCUGAGAAACACGGCCAUCAAAGUUGUUCGCCACUUGGGCAUUGUGGGAGAGUGCAACAUUCAGUAUGCCCUAAAUCCUGAAUCCGAGCAGUACUACAUCAUUGAAGUCAACGCUCGUCUCUCACGAAGCUCUGCAUUGGCCAGUAAGGCCACCGGUUACCCUCUGGCCUACGUGGCCGCUAAACUCGGCUUGGGAAUCCCUCUGCCUGUGCUCAAGAAUUCGGUGACUAAUUCCACUACAGCAAACUUUGAGCCUAGUCUGGAUUACUGUGUAGUGAAGGUUCCUCGUUGGGAUUUGAGCAAGUUCUCUAGAGUCAGCACUACAAUUGGCAGUUCCAUGAAGAGCGUUGGAGAAGUGAUGGCCAGCGGCCGCAGCUUUGAAGAGGCCUUCCAGAAAGCUUUGAGAAUGGUGGAUGAGAACUGCGUUGGGUUCGAUCACACAAUCAAACCAGUGUCUGAAGAGGAGUUGCAGACACCCACAGACAAGCGCAUCUUUGUUCUGGCAGCUGCGCUGCGUGCCGGCUACACAGUUGAACGGCUUUAUGAGUUGACCAAGAUAGACCACUGGUUUCUGCAUAAAAUGAAGAACAUUGCAGACCACGAGAAGCUUCUGGAGAUGUAUAAUCAGGAUGAGAGCGCAAUGCCACCUGAGGUCAUGAGGAAAGCCAAGCAGCUGGGCUUCUCGGACAAACAGAUUGCCCAAGCUGUGCAAAGCACUGAGCUGGCUGUGAGGAAGAUGAGGCAAGACUGGAAGAUUCUUCCGGUGGUCAAACAGAUUGACACAGUGGCUGCCGAGUGGCCCGCCCACACCAACUAUCUGUACCUGACCUAUAACGGCUCAGAAAGCGACGUGGUCUUCGAGCAGCCCCAUGUCAUGGUGAUCGGCUCUGGGGUUUACCGCAUCGGAAGCAGCGUGGAGUUUGAUUGGUGUGCCGUUGGGUGUAUUAUGGAGCUGAGGAAGAUGGGAUACAAAACAAUUAUGGUGAACUACAACCCAGAAACUGUCAGCACAGAUUAUGAUAUGUGCGACAGACUGUAUUUUGAUGAGAUCUCCUUUGAGGUGGUGAUGGACAUAUAUGAGAUGGAGAACCCAGAGGGAGUUAUUCUAUCCAUGGGUGGACAGCUGCCCAACAACAUCGCCAUGUCCCUCCAUAGACAGCAGUGCAGGAUCCUGGGCACCUCACCGGAGUUUAUUGACUCUGCAGAGAACCGCUUCAAAUUCUCCAGGAUGCUGGACACAAUAGGAAUCAGCCAGCCCCGAUGGAAAGAGCUCUCUGAUAUUGAGUCUGCUGUAGGUUUCUGCAAGACAGUGGGUUACCCCUGUUUGGUGAGGCCGUCAUAUGUUCUCAGCGGCGCUGCUAUGAACGUUGCGUACUCUGAUAGUGAACUGGAAAUGUUCCUGACCAAUGCUGUUGCCGUGUCAAAGGAACACCCUGUCGUUAUCUCCAAAUUCAUCCAGGAAGCCAAGGAAAUAGAUGUGGAUGCCGUGGCCUGUGAUGGAGUGGUUAUUGCCAUAGCUGUGUCUGAGCAUGUGGAGAACGCAGGGGUGCAUUCUGGAGAUGCCACACUGGUGACUCCCCCUCAGGACAUCAACCAGAAAACCAUGGAGCGCAUUAAGAUGAUCGUUCACGCUAUCGGCCUGGAGCUUCAGGUCACCGGCCCCUUCAACCUGCAGCUCAUUGCCAAGGAUGAUCAGCUGAAGGUGAUAGAAUGCAAUGUGCGAGUUUCACGCUCCUUUCCUUUUGUAUCCAAAACACUUGGUGUCGAUCUUGUUGCCCUAGCAACAAGAGUCAUUUUGGGAGAGGAAGUUGAGGCUGUUGGGCUCAUGAAAGGGACUGGCAUUGUGGGAGUUAAGGUUCCUCAGUUCUCCUUCUCACGGCUGGCUGGAGCAGAUGUGGUUUUAGGUGUUGAAAUGACCAGCACUGGAGAAGUGGCCUGCUUUGGGGAGAACCGAUAUGAGGCCUAUCUAAAAGCCAUGCUCAGCACCGGCUUCAAAAUCCCUAAAAAGAAUAUUCUCCUCUCUAUUGGUAGUUACAAGAAUAAAAGUGAGCUUCUGCCCACAGUCCAGACUUUGGAGAGUUUGGGUUAUAACUUGUAUGCCAGUGUAGGCACCGCUGACUAUUACACCGAACAUGGAAUUAAGGUGAUGGCAGUGGACUGGCCAUUUGAAGAGAGUGACUGCAAUAAUAAGGACAAACAGAGGAACAUCAUGGACUAUUUAGAGGAGAACCAUUUUGACUUGGUCAUUAAUCUGUCUAUGAGGAACUCUGGUGGAAGACGCUUGUCGUCCUUUGUGACCAAAGGUUACCGCACUCGUCGAAUGGCCAUCGACUACUCUGUACCACUCAUCACUGACAUCAAAUGCACCAAGCUGUUUGUUCAGGCACUGGGGCAAAUUGGUCGGGCUCCUCAUGUAAAGACUCAUGUAGACAGCAUGACUUCACAGAAACUCAUCCGUUUACCUGGUUUGAUCGAUGUCCAUGUGCAUCUGCGGGAGCCUGGUGCCACCCAUAAAGAGGACUUCUCUUCUGGCACAGCUGCCGCCCUGGCUGGAGGAGUCACCAUGGUGUGCGCCAUGCCCAACACUAACCCUGCGAUCAUUGACCCCAGCACCUUGACUGUUGCACAGAAGCUUGCCAAGGCUGGUUGCCGCUGUGAUUAUGCUCUUUUCGUGGGGGCGGCUUCUGACAACGCUACUCUACUUCCGUCCAUUGCAAGCUCUACUGCUGGUCUGAAGAUGUACUUGAAUGACACAUACUCCACUUUAAAAAUGGACAAUGUUUCUCUGUGGAUGGAGCACUUUGAAAAGUGGCCAAAGCACUUGCCCAUUGUGGCACAUGCUGAGAAGCAGACAGUGGCGGCAAUCUUGAUGGUAGCGCAGCUGUAUCAGAGACCUGUUCAUAUUUGCCAUGUUGCCAAGAAAGAAGAGAUUCUGAUCAUUCGAGCUGCUAAACAAAAGGGUCUCCUGGUGACGUGUGAAGUGGCACCUCACCAUCUCUUCCUGUGUGAAGAUAAUGUGCCAGCCAUUGGGAACGGAAGAGCACAGGUGCGGCCCAUGUUGGGUACACGUGAAGACAUGGAGGCGUUGUGGGAAAAUAUAGACAUCAUUGACUGUUUCGCAACAGACCACGCCCCUCAUUCAGUAGAGGAGAAGAACUCUGAGAAACCACCUCCAGGUUACCCGGGUCUGGAGACCAUGCUUCCUCUGCUGCUCACGGCUGUCAGUGAGGGUCGCCUUACCAUUGAUGACAUCAUCAAGAGGCUCUACGAAAACCCCAGGAGAAUAUUCUCUCUUCCUGCUCAAGAAGACACUUACGUAGAGGUGGACUUGGAGCAAGAGUGGACUAUUCCGAAGCACAUGCAAUUCACCAAGUCAAAGUGGACACCAUUUGAGGGCAUGAAAGUGAAGGGAAAGGUCAUGAGGGUGGUGCUCAGAGGAGAAUUGGCCUAUAUUGAUGGACAGGUGUUUGUACCUCCAGGUUAUGGUCAGGAUGUGAAGUCAUGGUCAACAGCCCCGCCUGGAACAACCGAUGUGACAAAGGAUGCUCCCAAGCGUGUGAUUGAGGCAAUAACUCCUGAGCGCCCCCGUCAGGCAGCACCUGUUGAUGUGGUCCGUAGCCGUGCCCCGAGCCCACGCCGCUUAGCUGGGGAUGGACGCUUCAUUCUCCCUCCUCGGAUCCACCACGCAUCUGAUCCUGGUCUGCCACCAGGUUUUAAAAGAUCUACCAUACAUCGCCAAAGGGCAUUGGAAUUGGCUCCUUCAGCAGAGCCAUACGCACACCCUCCUCCCCUGGCCAGGAUCCUGUCACCUCAAGCUGGGCAGCAGCAGAUCCUGCCCCACCCCCAGACCUCCCCGCUGCUGCACCCGUUGGUGGGCCAGCACAUCCUGUCCGUGCGCCAGUUCAGCAAGGAACAGAUGUCCCACUUGUUCAAUGUGGCACAUACUCUGCGUCUCAUGGUGCAGAAAGAGCGACCCUUGGAUAUUUUGAAGGGUAAAGUGAUGGCCUCCAUGUUCUACGAGGUGAGCACUCGCACCAGUAGUUCGUUCGCAGCAGCCAUGCAGCGUCUGGGAGGUUCAGUGGUGCAUUUCAGCGAGUCCACAUCCUCCACACAGAAGGGCGAGUCUCUGGCCGACUCCGUUCACUCCAUGAGCUGCUAUGCUGAUGUCAUUGUUCUGCGCCACCCCAUACCUGGAGCUGUAGAAAGUGCAUCAAGGCAUUGUCGGCGGCCAGUGAUCAACGCUGGUGAUGGAGUCGGAGAACAUCCCACUCAAGCCCUUCUGGAUAUCUUUACGAUCCGAGAGGAGCUGGGAACAGUCAAUGGCAUGACUAUUACCAUGGUUGGUGAUCUGAAACAUGGCCGCACUGUGCAUUCUCUGGCUAGACUUCUCACUCAAUACAGGAUCAAUUUGCGCUACGUGGCCCCCAAAAACCUCACCAUGCCCGCCGAGAUCAUUGACUUUGUGGCCUCUAAAGGCAUUAAACAGGAGGAGUUUAACAGCAUUGAAGAGGCUCUGCCAGAGACUGACGUCCUGUACAUGACGAGAAUACAGAAAGAGCGAUUCGCCUCUGAAGAAGAGUACAAAGUGUGUUUCGGGCAGUUCAUUCUAACCCCACAUAUCAUGACGGGAGCCAAAAGGAAGAUGGUGGUCAUGCAUCCUCUUCCCAGAGUCAAUGAGAUCAGUGCGGAGGUGGACACGGAUCCUCGAGCUGCUUAUUUUCGGCAGGUGGAGAACGGGAUGUAUAUUCGGAUGGCACUUCUGGCUACUGUGCUGGGUCGAUGAAAGGACCAUCAUGGUUUAGGCUUGGACAUUUGGAUGAAGGGAAACAUUUUGUUGGCAACGUACGGAUUCUAUGGCUAUUGUUUAUUCUGUGUACCCCCUGUACCCUCCAUUAGGUAUAAUUUUUUAGGAGAAGUACCCAGAUGUGUUGUUCCUUUCAGUAUUGACACUAAAAUUGAAUUUUCUUAUACUGACUAUUUGAAAUAAAUUAGUGCAACCACAGUGGAGUGUGUGUGGUUAAGCUAGUUCCAUCCUGAAUAUCUGAGAUCAUUGCAUUAAUGUAGCACUCUAGAACAGCAGGCUGAUCAGUUUCAUUUCAGUAUUAGAAAAAUCUUGCAAACAUAGAAACAAUUUAACUACUACAUCUUACUGUCAACAUUGUUCAUUCUGUACUUUUUGUUGUGCAUUUACAACAGUACAGACAUCAUGCUCAUUUUAACAUUCCAUUUGAUGAACAGACAUUUGUUAUUCAAUCCACUUGGUGCAAAUAGUUAAAUAUACAGUAUUGUAGGAAGAUUAUUUUUCAUUAAGGUGCAAAACUUUUGUAAUUUGUAUUUUUAGAAAAUAAAAAAAAGAUUGCAAUAUCGGA